AUGCGCGAUCUCGUCGACGAGGUGACGGAGGAGAACCGCGUGGCGACGGAGUACGUCGCCCAGCGGGACGUCACGACGAUCUACAACGCCUGCAAGGGCCUCGGCACCGACGAGGCCGCGCUGUCGUCGAUCAUGAUCGGCCGCACGAAGGCGCACCUGGAGACGGUCGACGCGCUGUACCGCGAGCACGUCGGCGGGGGCAAGACGCUCGCGUCCCUCAUCCAGAGCGAGGUGAGCGGGAACCUGUGCAAGCUGCUGCUCUACCGGUCCCAGUCGAAGGUCGAGUUCAUGGCGUCCAUGGUCGACGUCGCCUGCAAGGGCUUCGGGACGGACGAGGAGCUGCUCGUCGACACGCUCGUGCCGGCGAGCAACGCGGAGCUCCUGGCGCUGCGGGAGCACUACGAGGCGACGCGGGACGCGAGCCUCAUGGAUCUGAUGCGCAGCGAGCUGAGCGGGGAGAUUCUGUUGUUCGUGACCAAGCUCCUGGCGGGCGAGCGCGACGAGUCGGGCGACGUCGACGAGGACGCGGCGGCCGAGGCCGCGGAGAAGCUCUACGAGGCGGGCGAGAAGGACUGGUGGGGCACGGACGAGGCGGCCUUCGUGGACGCGCUCCUCGGCGCGAACCCGAAGCAGUGCCAGGCCAUUAAUACGGCCUACGAGAACAGCCACGGCAAGUCGCUCCAAAAGGCCAUCAAGUCCGAGUUCGGCUCCGACGCGGCCUACGGCCUCUGCGCCUGCUUCUACGACGGCGCGCCGGAUCUCAUGGCGCGGCGCCUCGUCGACGCGAUGAAGGGCUUCGGCACGGACGAGAGCGACGAGCUCGUGGGCAUCCUCGCGCGGCGCACGAAGAGCCAGCUCGAUCGCAUCGAUGCGCAGUACCGCGCGCUCUACGACACGACGCUGCGGCGGGAGAUCGAGGCGGAGACGUCGGGCGACUUCAAGGACAUGCUCGUGCUCAUG
Aureococcus anophagefferens is the source of this 960-nucleotide messenger RNA. RefSeq lists its product as hypothetical. NCBI's taxonomy places the organism in Eukaryota, Pelagophyceae, Pelagomonadales, Pelagomonadaceae. Gene Ontology annotation, cellular component: cytoplasm. The annotation marks the transcript as partial. Gene Ontology annotation, molecular function: calcium ion binding; calcium-dependent phospholipid binding. The record is from RefSeq and is a predicted model, not a curated record. The transcript has 2 exons.